CACACAUGGCGUCCGCCCUCGCUUGUUCAUCAGCUAUAACUAGUUUUUUUAUUCGGCCCUCAGGGACCGGCUAUAAAUACGACCACCGUCCUCUCAUUCACGAGAUCGACCAUUUCCAUUUCGAUUUCGCUUCUCCUCCCUCCUGCAGUCGCCGGAAACAUUUUCGCCGUUGCUCCGUCUUGCCAGUCCUCUCUUCGUCGUCUAUUUCAGGAUUGCAUGUUAUAUGGUUUUCCAAAGAUGAUUGGCUGGCUUACUUUUAUCUAUGUUCUUUGUACAAAUAUGCAGACAUGGAUAAUGCACAAGGCCAAGGGGUGUACCCUCAGCACCGUUGCAAGACUAUUCACUUGGUGAGACAUGCUCAGGGGUUCCACAAUGUGGCCGGAGAGAAGGAUCACAGUGCAUACUUAUCUCCAGUGCUAUUUGAUGCACAACUUACUCCUCUUGGUUGGCAGCAGGUAGAUAAUCUGCGCAACCAUAUUCAAGCGACAGGUCUUUUGAAGAGAGUUGAGCUAGUAGUUGUUUCCCCUUUGUUAAGGACUAUGCAAACAGCUGUUGGGGUUUUUGGUGGAGGUAGUUAUGAGAAUGGAGUUGAUGCACCUCCUCUAAUGGUAGAAAAUACCGGAAAUUGCAACCGUCCAGCAAUAUCAAGUUUAAAUUGCCCUCCAUUUGUGGCAGUGGAACUUUGUCGAGAACAUUUGGGAGUUCACUGGUGUGAUAAGAGAAGAAGCAUAACUGAAUACUCACCUCUUUUUCCAGCUAUUGAUUUUUCCUUGAUAGAAAGUGACGAUGAUUCUCUCUGGAAUGCCGAAGUCAGAGAGCCAGACGCAGACCUUGCUGCAAGGGGUGUGAAGUUCUUCAACUGGUUAGGGACAAGGAAGGAGAAGGAAAUAGCUGUGGUUACCCAUAGUGGAUUUCUGAUUCACACCCUUUCAUCAUUUGGAAACGACUGCCAUCCAUCGGUGAAGACUGAAAUAUGCAGACCAUUCAACAACUGUGAACUACGAUCCGUUGUCAUAGUGGAUAGAAGUAUGGUCGGAACAAGUUCUUCAUCAACUGAUUUUCCCGGAAAAAUUCCUCAAGGACUUGAUGCUCCAAGUGACGAAGCUGAGGAGAAACAUUGAACCAUAUAUCUCCAUGACCAUUGAUCACAAUUUCAACAAUGAUAGUAGGUAGUCUUACUAUCGUCUCACUAUUUAUUUACAAGUGAUGUAAUAGUAUAUUCAUCGGAUUUUUCGAUAUUCAUAUUAGAUUAUUGAUGGGA
This is a messenger RNA of Andrographis paniculata, 1261 nucleotides long. RefSeq names its product phosphoglycerate mutase-like protein 1. The transcript has 10 exons. The record is from RefSeq and is a predicted model, not a curated record. Gene Ontology annotation, molecular function: phosphatase activity. The coding region runs from base 6 to 1121 and encodes 371 amino acids. Gene Ontology annotation, cellular component: cytoplasm. Lineage: Eukaryota; Viridiplantae; Streptophyta; Magnoliopsida; Lamiales; Acanthaceae.